Molecule: messenger RNA, 8046 nt
Organism: Lizanozyma spartinae
Lineage: Eukaryota; Fungi; Ascomycota; Pichiomycetes; Serinales; Debaryomycetaceae
Exons: 1
Coding region: 1-8046 (2681 amino acids)
Source: RefSeq, a predicted model, not a curated record
AUGUUGGAGGCUAGAACUUUGCUAUACUGGUUGGUGUUGACAGUUGUUGUUCCAUACACUGUCACGCUAAUUGUGGCGAACUUGGUUCCAGGAGUUAGGGUCGGGUCUAUUGGAUGGUUUACCGUGAGAGGAGUAGAGAUCGCUAAGACGAACAAGAAGAUCAAAAUAGGUAAGUUGAAACUUCGGGUAUCAACAUUCUUUGGGAGAUCCAAGGACCUGAAAUCUCUAAAGAUCCUCAUAGAAGAUCUAAGCAUUGAAUUGAGUCCCAGAGAGAGCACCAAGGCAACAGAAAUAGUGCCACCGGUAGCAUCAUCACCACCAACUGCUAAGCUCAACUCUUCUGUUUCUCUACCAAAAUGGGUGUUUGAGUCUUCUCUCAUCCGUGGAAUUGCAUGCUACAUUCAAUUUGAAGUGGUAAAUUGUACAUUGAUUCAACUUCAAAACAAUUCUUCUACUGCUAUUGAUGCCUAUGUCGAAAAGAUGCAUGCUUCUUUCAAUAUCGCCUCGUAUUCCGAAGGAACUGUUCUGUUAGCAUUCAGAGGUGCUGUACUUAAACAUCUUUACCAACCAUUGAAAGAGUGUCCCAAGAUUAAUGGUGGUUCAUUGGUGUUUCGGUUCUUCUUAUCAUAUUCGUGUCAAAUGAAGAACCCUAACGUUAUGGACUUGUCUAUUGACCAGAUUGAAAUCAAAUCAUCUUUGAGCAAUGCCAUAAUUAGCCUUGAUGAAAUAUUACCUUCAUUGAAGAAGGCAAAGGAAUUGAAGACGAUAACCAAAAGUAAAACCAAAGUGGAAAACUCGCUGGCUGCUGGUACCGAUCUUACAGGGUUGAAACCUUUAAUAACCAGCAUUUCAGGGAAGAUAAAGUCAUUUGGUUUCCGGUUGGAGGAUUUCCAAUUGAAAUAUAAAUCAAUAGUGGCUCUGUUUGGUAAUAUCCAAACCCUUGUUGAAGGUGAUGAUUUUGGGACCAUAAUUGAUAAAACUAAAGUUACACUUUUUGGAACUGCUUUUAGAGUGAAACACCUUGAAUACACUUGUGUCGAGUUACCUUCAGUUACCUUCCAAGUGGCGUCAUCUUUCUCCGAUCUUGUUGAUCUUGCACUUUCCCCUAAAAACUGCAAAGAUUUGUGCAUUAGUACAAGAUUAAGUUUGACAACUCCUCAAUUGAAUAUUUAUUACGAUCAAAUUGAAUUAUUGGUCAAUGAAAGAAUUGCUUCAUUUGCAUCAAUUUCUUCUUCUUCAAAGAAAGAUAAAAAGCCUUCCAAAUCGAAAACCAUGGUUUUGGAAUUUCUUCGUCAGUUCCAAAGAGUUACCUUUAAGUUAAAUAUAUUGGAAUUUGAAAUUUCGGUGCACUUGCCUCGAACUAAAGAUGCAACGAACUAUUCCAGAACUAAUCCUCAGAACCUCAUUGUUAAGCAUAGAGCUCUGACGAUUUAUCACAAGUUUUCAAGUUCAAACUUGAAUAAAGAUAUCGAAAAGGCCAUUGCUGAGAAACGGACCUUAAACUAUCUUUUUAGAGCGAAACGUUGGAGAACAGAUAUCGAGGGGAAUACCAUUAAUGUUUCCAAGUUAAACUUAAUAGUUCAUUAUGAUGUUGUUAAGAAUUCCCUUUAUAUCAAAACCGUUGCCAAAACGAUGCUUGUCAACUCAAUUAAUAAUCUUAUAUUCUUUCUAAUCCACGAGUCAAGAAAUAGAAAAGUGAGAAUCCAGAAUAGGAAGUAUGAACACUUACGGAGACUCGGACUCAAGAGCAGCACGAGUGAAGAGACCUUGGGAAUCAAAGACUGUCAUAAUAAUGAUGUUAGUAAUGAUAACCUGAAUAUCUCAGAUCAAGUCGAGCACUUGAAACUUUUUGAGAUCUUACCUUCAUUUGUUUCAAGAAUAGGAAUCCAAGUUUCAAGUAUCAGCUUUGAUAUUUCUUUCAAAGACAAUUUACCUUCAUAUUUAAUGAACGAUGACCUUUUAGGAGUUGAGGUUGAUAUGGGAGACUUUAGACGUGGAAGCUCAUACAAAUUAAAUGACUUAUCUCUCACUUACAACAAGAAAAGAAGCAUAUUUGAUUUCUCCAUUGGCUCCUUCAACAACUAUACCCUUAGUGAUUUUGCUACAGAAUAUGUGGCAGACUUUGACCAAAUCGAAAAACGAAACGAUCAUCGAGACUACAGUGAUGUUUCAACAUUAGAUUCAGCUUUCUCCACCGAAUAUGAAGAGAAUGCAGAAGAAGGUGUGCUGAUGUCUAAUAAGAUCAAGCGGGUACUUGUGAUUCAAGACAUAUCUUUUAGAAACUCCCACGAAGAUCCAGAUAAACUUGUGGGUCGAAUCCCUGAAAUCGACGGGAGAGUCGAUAUGUUUCUCUGUUGGUGUGUGCUUUAUGCAAAGUCAAUGAUUGAAUACUUUGCUCCCACAGAGAAGAGCGUAUGUUCCAAAGAGAAGUUGCAGAGAAUGAGUGGGAAAAGACCCAAAAAGUUAAAUCUUUCAGUUUCCGUAGAUUCUACUGCCAUCGUGGUGAGAUUGCCUCAUAAAGUUGACGUUAUGAUUGAACUUGAUGAUCUAAGGAUGGAAGAUAUAUUAUUAUCAUCAACUUUAAACCUCAAGUUUUGUCGUUUAUAUGUUAUUCAUCCUGCUACUAAAUUGUGGACCAGAUUAUUGGUGAUUUCCGAACCCAGCUUCCAUUUUGGGAAAGCGCAAAAUGAAUCUAUUACUUAUCCUAAGUUUGAAAUUAUUGCAAAUUACAUCAAGUUAUCCAUUCCCUACCAAUUUGCACUUUACACAGUCAUUGAUAAUUUCAUUACUUUUUUCAAAGCUCAACGACAAGUACUUCAUAACUUCCAUGAGUUGAAAAUUAAAGGAAAUGAUUUCUCCAAGCUUCUACCUACAGAAAAGCCUCCUGUUUUAAUGCCACAGCUUAAUAUCAAAUCGAAGAUCUUGGGACUCAAAAUUGAGAAUGAUCCUUUUGAAAAUGAAUUAUCAUACAUCUUUGAGCUUGGGUUGGUUGAACAGAGAGAAAGAAUCCAAAAGUAUAAAUAUUUGGAAGAAAGAAUUGAGGCUAUCAACAGCAAAACAAUGCCUACCAUUGAUGAACUGGCAGAAUUGACUUAUAGUGACGAGAAACAGGACCAAUCUAACAUUUUUGGACGGCUUGCCUCUCCUAAACCUUCAGCAUCUGAAAAGUGCCAGAUAAGGAGACUUUUCCUUAGCCAUACAACUGUUCCUAAUUGGAAGAACAAAACCUCUUCGACGACGACGAAGACCUCAAAUGGUGCACAUCUUGAGGAGGCUCCCGUUCUUUUAGAUGAAGAGAACUAUUAUACCAAGGAAGAAGCCGACUCUCUCAUAGAUAAAGUAACUGACCAACUUAAUAGAGAGUUAUCCAGUUCUUGGGUUCUCAAAUACAAGAAGUUCAGACAGGAGGCUAUUAAUAGAUGGAACUUUAGAACUGAACAGAACUGGGGGUCGGAUGACAUUAAUCACAUUAUAAAGAAUAAAUUUGAUAUUCUUGAUUAUGCAGAGGGUCCUCCAUUAUUUGGAGCUGGAACUCGAAAUCUAGAUUUGACAAUUGAUAGGGCCAAAGUUGAUGUGGAAAAGUUUCUAGAGACCCAUCAGAAGCAACCUAAACUUAUUUAUUCGAUUUUGGUUCCCUUAUAUGUCAAGUUACGAAGUUCUGAUUUUUAUGUAUUUUUAAAGGACUAUCACUUGCCUGUGGUUGCAUUUCCAGCUCAUCUGAAUCCCAAUAUCAAAGCUGUUAAUGUGGAGGGUACCAUAAUUGUCAACGAAAGGUUAGUUAGUCGGAAGGAAGAAAUGAGGUACAUUUACGUACCAUUUUCACCAGCUGCAAAGGUGCCUUCAUCUGUUUUUGAAGAUAGUUUUUAUUCAUGUUUUAUUCCCAGAACAUUGAUGCCUGUUAAAAUGGCAUAUGAUUUAAAAUGGAAAUUAGAUACUGAUAAAUCUUGUUUGAUUGCUUGGAAUAAAUCUUAUCUGCCAGCAUUACUGGCAAGUAUGACAGCGUUAGACAAUUUCACCAAGCCUCCAAUUGAUGAUAGUCCGCUUGGUUGGUGGGACAAACUUCCUUUGAUUAUGCACGGGAAAGUGGUGGUUGACGUGGCCAAUGAGCUUUGUCUUCAUAUCAAGAGUUCUACCAGUCCAUAUGAUUUGGUUGGUAAAUCUACUGGGUUUGUGUUUUCUUGGAGAAGUAAUGUCAAACUUGGAAUUAAUACCACUGGUAAAAGUGAAGAGCUUAUUACUCUUGAAAGUGACGAUUUCCUUUUAGCAGUUCCUAAUUAUUCCAACCAAGAAAGAAAAGCCUGGAGCUUCUUUUUUGAAGAUGAUGAACAACCAAUGGACAUUGAAGCGGAAGCAAGGAAAUUUGCUAAAAGAGUAAUCACUCUUACAUCUGCUGAAAGAGUAGUUUGGAAACUUGGAUUUACUUUUGAAAGAAAUAAAGAUAAAUCAGACAUGCUCUGUGAUAACCAAGAAAGAACCUCCCAAUUUAGACCUCAUUAUGAUGUUACUGUUACUAAUCCACUUUUUGAGUACCAUCCUGAUUCCUAUGAAGGUUAUCGAUCAGACUACCUCCAUCUUGCAUUCACGGUUAUUUCCAGGAGUCAAACGGGGAAUAGUCACAAUUCGGUAUACUUUUCUCCGCUAGUAUUUGAAUACUUUUUCAAUUGGUGGGAUACUAUGACUAAAUGGACAUCGUUACCGGUUAAAAAGGGGAAACUCUUUAGUGAUAUUCCUACCAUGAAACAUGUGAAGUUGGGUACUCAUUUGUUCACUGUGAAAUAUCAAAUCAUCUUUGAACCAUUGACUGUUUCCCACAUGUACAUGCAUUCAGAUCCAAAGAAUAAUACCAUUGCCUUCACUGGUUUGAAGGGGAAGAGUUCAAAAUGUGUCAUUGAUUUACACCAAAGGAAAGAACUUCUUACUUAUGUUAACGAGAAACUCAACAUCCAUUCCAAGUCGAUGCACUUGAAAAUGAACCAAGGAGAAUGCGAAGUGGACAAUGCUGACAUUCGUAUUGUCAAGGCAACUUUCUCCGAUAGAUCUUUGGAAAGCAAAAUGGUUUCGUAUUUCAUUAAUGAAUCAGACACCCCACUGUCCCAUAAUAAUUCUGAACCAAACUCAAGAGUGUUUAACAACAGUCAUGAUUGGUUGAAUUAUUAUUCGGCUUCGGAAUUCUCAUGGAUUGAUCCGGAUGAUUUCAUUGAACUUGAAAUGAAUGAGGUGCUUUCUCCUUAUCCCAAGAUAAAAGUGUUACCAUUUCUCAAUGUUCCAAAGUUCAGUUAUUUCAGAGACUUUAGCCUUCAAGAAGAUGGACUUUACCCUUUUGGGAACGAGGCAUCUCAUGAAUGUGCCAUGGGAGUGGAUGCUCCCGAAGUUGUACAACAUGAUAUUUGGAGUGAACGACUCAAGGAAAUAAAGUCAAAUGUCGACAGAAUCGAAAACCUGUUGCACAGAAUGACUACUAUUGAAAAUGCUCCAUAUAUUGCCAACCAUGAAUUGCAUAAUGAAAAUGUUUCAGCCCUUAAAGUUGAAUUGAACAUUGAAAAGGAAAAGUACGAUGUGGCUAAUUAUGUUAUGGAGUACUUUGAGAAGAAAGACGAGGUUGUGGAUUCCGAUGGAACUGGAGGAGGUUGUCAAUUAUCUCGGGUGGGAUCUAGUGCUUCAAGUAAAAAAUCAAUAGUUCUUUUGAAGGAUUUGGCAAGCUUAAACACUUCUGGAAGGGAGUUCCAUAAUCGGUUUGUUAUUCACAAUCUUAGGUUGAAAUUGGACAACAAAGUUAGAGAUGAGUUCAUGCUGUAUUUGAAGCUACAAAAGGAAAAGAAAACCCGUGGUUGUAUUUUAACAUGGAAGGCUGCCGAAUUGGUUAGCAAGGUUUUGUCUGAGCACGAUGAACGUCUUGGCUUUAUAAGUAUCGAAGAAGAAGAAGAAAAGGGAAACGCCAACACCUUGCUUUUCAACAAUAGCAUUAAUGGCGACUUGGAUACCCAGGUUUAUUCCCAUGAUAAUGAACUGCAAGAGAUUGAAAGGAAGUAUCAAGUUAAGUUAGUGCACCCACAAUUCCAGUUGAUAUCCGACAAAUCUCCAGACAGUUGUAUAUUGGUGACAGCCACAGAUUUGGAAUACAAUGGAGUUUCAGUAAAUGCUAAGGGUACUAGGACUAUCAUUGGAAGUGAUUUUUCAGGACUUGUUGAAAACAGAAGUAUUGUUCGAUUUAGUAAUUCACAUAUUUUUGGCUUUGAACGGAAAGAUGAGCAAUUGGAAGCUUCUAAUCCAUUCACAGGUACCAAGACUUGGCCUCCAUGGCUUGAUGCUGAAGUAUGUUACGAUAGUUCCUGGCAGAAGAAUGAAUUAUUAGCUGAAAGAAAUACAUUGGUGAUACUUACCAAAGAUCCUAAUGAUUUCUCCACUGAUAUGAGUAAUCUGCAGAAGCAAAUGUUAGUUGAUUUAUCCAAGAUUGUUCUCAAUGUUACUACUGAACAGUACACUGCUUUGUAUUAUAUUACUUUGGAUUUGUUACUUUCUUCUGAGGAUAAGAAGGAUAAAAUGAGUAAGAAGUUGGAAAAGCUUGUAUCGAUGUCUGAUAUUAGUGACUUUGAAGGUUUGGAUUCCCGAGUUCACAAAUUACAACGAAGCAUACGAGAAUAUAAACUACUCCUUUUGAAACUUAUUCAGCGGAUUACGCUGCCAACGAAUGAAGAUACACUAACACUUCUGAGAUUGGAGAUGGAAAUUGAACGUCGAACAUUAGAGCUUUCACUCAUCUUACGAGGUCUUAGAACCAGGUUCACCUCAAGAAAUAAAAGACAACAGAUUGUCAAUGUUCAUGCUGAUCAAGUUGUCUGGCAUCUUUUGGAUAGUCAAAGGGAACCAACUAUUGAUUUUGCAUUGGCUAAUAGUCAGUAUACCGUGCUUGAAGAUACCGAUGGGUCCAAGACCAGUGAAGUAUUCAUUGAGAUGGUUCAAGGAUUCAAUCUUGAGAAGAAUGCCUUAUUCCCGGAAAUGUUGAGUCCCUUCCUUUGUGAUUCCUGCGAUAAAAGGAAACCCAUUAUCUAUUCGAAAUGGAGAGAAUUGGAAGCCAUUGGGGGGAUCCCAAUCAUUGCCAAUUGUAAUAUGGAAAUCCAACCAUUGAAAAUACAAAUUGAUUAUGUCACUGCCAAAAAGCUCUUUGCAUAUUUGUUCCCCCAUGCUGAAACCAAUGGCAAUGAAACUAAUGGCGACAAUGAAGACGACUUUGUUGAUUUAUUUGAUCAAGAUUCAGGUAGUGGUGAAAGUCUGAGUAUUCACAGUUCUAGCACUACUGACUCAACCAAGAGAAGUAGUAGUAGCAAGAACCCAUUACGGAAGUUCAUUAAUAAGAGGCUAUCAAACUCAACAGGGUCCCAUUCUUCGUCUUCUACCUUAGUGGGUUCAUCCACUCCUACCGCGGGCCUGACAGAUUCGUUAACUUUAGGUCGUGGUUCGACUGGUGAAGCUAAAAGUGGUUUCAAAAGAGGAGGAAAGAAGACCAUUGAUAUGGAAGAUGAUGUGAGUACCAUUCUUGCUCGGUCUGCAAGGUUUACAUCUAUUCACAAGUUGGAACUUGCCAGUACUGUAAUCCAUAUGAGCUUCAGCGCUCCCAAGCUGCUUUCAAUCUUGGAUGUGCAUGGUCUUAGUCUCAAGAUUCCAGUGUUAAGCUACAAGAAUAAGCUUUGGGCUGGGGAAGACUUUGUGGUCCAACUUCGAAAGGAUAUCAUUAAGAUAUUGCUUUCCCACACGGGACGGAUUUUAGGAAACAAGUUUAAGAGAAAGAAGAAGCCUUCAAAGCAUACCUCAUCGUCUCCACUUAAUCAAAUAAAGAAUUAUGAUUCAUUUAUGACGGUUGAUGAUUUACAGAAGGAGGGAAGAUCAAGAGAUACUUCCAAGAACGACAACUUUGCCACUGAUGCUCAUCGUUUGUCGUUGAAGCUUCAGAAACCCAGACCUCAUCAACCUGCAGUCCAUUCACUGAAGACGGUGGAGGCCUUUAUGGACAAUGUAUGUGAAGGUGAAGAAAGCAAACAAGAAGAGUAA